Messenger RNA from Carassius carassius (crucian carp), 903 nucleotides. RefSeq lists its product as uncharacterized. The coding region runs from base 163 to 882 and encodes 239 amino acids. Lineage: Eukaryota; Metazoa; Chordata; Actinopteri; Cypriniformes; Cyprinidae. The record is from RefSeq and is a predicted model, not a curated record. The transcript has 8 exons. Gene Ontology annotation, cellular component: nucleus.
UAAACAUCCGCGCUUAAAUUGGUUCCAUAACAGUAAGUUGAGGAUCAUGUGAUCUUACUAAUUUGAGUCAGGUUUAAAUAGUCUAGAUAAUUGCGCGUGCACGCCAUUGUUUAAAAGUCCUGAAAAGUCGAGCAUGGGUCAAUCGAUUUACUGUGGGCUACCAUGGCAACAAAAGGAAAAGAUAGAGCAGCGAUGUUCACGGCAACGGAACAGCGUUUGCUAUUGGAAACAUAUGACAAAUUUAAAGAUGUCAUCACCAAAAAAGGCAAUACAGCGGCAAUAAAUAAAGCAAGAGAGAAAGGUUGGCAGGAAAUUGCUGAUCGUCUCAAUGCCAGCAACUUAAGUGAAGGAAAAAGAACCUGGCAGCAGGUGAAAAUAAAAUAUAAAAAUAUAGUUCAGAAUGCGACCAAAAAGAAGACUGAGGUUGCUGGCACUGGGGGAGGGCCACCACCAGCCAGCUUCACUCCUGCAGAGGAGCUGGCUUUGGAAAUUAAUAAAGGGAGGCCCGUCCUUGAGGGAAUAGAGGGGGGGACAUCAUCUAAGAUGAUAUCACGUAGUAUAAGGAGUGAGCAUAUAAAAGAUUCUGUAUGCUUUAUGGAUCCACCAGACAUCAUGUUUCCUGGAGAAGGCCCAUCAGUUGAAGAGGAUGAGGAGACUGUGUCUGUAUGUUCAAGGAGGCCUGAGGAUGCUGACACUGUUCUAGAGCCCUCUCAGUCUGGGACCACAUGUGACAAAAACCCAGAAAACAUAAAAGGAGUGUAUAAACGCUACCUCCUUAAACAAAUGGAAGCGAUUGAUAUCGACAUCCAGUAUAAAAAACUGAAGAUGAGGAAGUUGGAGCUGGAAAUUCAACAGCUACAGAAAAAUGCAAAUUCACUCUGAAUAAAGACAAAUCACAUUAAA